UUGGGAGUGAGCUAGGGCACUUUGAGUUGGUCAAGAAAGGCUUUCGCAGGAGGAGGUUGGGGUUUGAGGACUUGGGGGAGGAGAGAUUUUGGUGAUGGUGGUGCGGUUGUCGAGGUUGUGGGUCGGGGUCUGAGGAGAGCAUCAAGAUGAGUGCGAGUUGGCAUUCCCUCCUGGUGCGAAUUGGAGAACAAUGUCCGGAAUAUGGAGGUCUGGCGGAUGCUGAGGAUCAUGUGGAGACCUGCUUCGGUUAUCUUGCGAGGGACUUGGCGCAUAGCGAGGGUGAGAUUCUGGCUCUAUUGAUGCAAUGCGUAGAGGAGCUGCCUCACAAGGAUCCCUUGUAUGGCGCCCUAGUGGGGCUUAUUAAUACCGAGGAUAAAGAGCUCGUGGGUAAGGUCAUCAAACGUACCCAUGCAGGGAUUCAAGAAGCACUGGAUACAGACAAUUGCAACAAGCUUCGUAUCCUCACCAGGUUUCUGACAGUACUUAUGUGCAAUAGCGUGGUGUCACCCUCAUCGCUCAUUGAGUUCUACGAAGCGCUGGUGUCGUCGGCCGCGACCACAAUAGAUGAGGAUGGUGGUAACCCGACGUGGCAGGCGCGGGCGGACUUUUACGUUUUUUGCAUCCUUGCCUCAUUGCCAUGGGGUGGCAUUGAGCUUUCAGAGCGUGUUCCCGAGGACCUAGAACGUGUCCUGAACGGGGUCGAGGCUUAUUUGAAUUUACGAAAACCUGUAAUGUACAGUGCCCUCCAAGUGUUUGAGAAAAGCGGAAGUCGCUCAGAAGAUGGGGAUGACACGGAGAUGAAACCCAUGGAGUCUGACGACUAUCUGCAGUGUCUCUGGUUUAGCAUCCAAGCGCUCAUGGAAAAUUCUUGGAAAGUAGAUAGCGUGCCGCGGCCGCACCUGUCAUUCGAGUCACGCCUUGUUCAUGCGCAGACCCAUGAUUUUGAUCCUGUCUCGAUUCCAGAAACGCCUGCAGUUCCAGAGAAUGCUACUGAAAUCAUGUUGGACAGGCAGCGCCAGGAAGCAGAGCGUACAUAUCCGCGCAGAAAUAUGCAUCUACGCAUUUUCCCCCUUUCGAAAACAGAUGAGAAGAUCACACCUAUUGACAGGUUUGUGGUUGAAGAGUACCUUCUUGAUGUUCUAUUUUACCUCAACGGAUGCCGAAAGGAGUGUGCAGCGUACAUGGUCGGCCUUCCUGUGCCUUUUCGAUAUGAAUAUAUCAUGGCAGAGACGGUCUUCUCGCAGCUCCUGUUGCCUCCAAAGCCACCAUUUCGUCUCAUCUAUUACACGGUAGUGAUGGUGGAUCUUUGCAAGGCGCUCCCAGGUGCUUUUCCUGCCGUAGUGGCGGGUGCAGUUCGAGCCCUUUUCCAAAGAGUCGCAGAGAUGGAUGUGGAGUGUCGCACUCGCUUGGUGCAGUGGCUAUCUCAUCAUCUCUCCAAUUUCCAGUUUGUGUGGCCGUGGGAAGAGUGGGCUCACAUCCUUGAGCUUCCCAAAUGGGCGCCAGAACGGGUGUUUGCGAAGGAGGUGCUGGAGAAGGAGGUUAGGCUGGCUUACUGGGAGAAAAUUAAAGAUAGUAUUGCAUCUACCCCAAAGCUCAUUAAGCUUCUCCCUCCUAAAAACACGCCUGUGUUUGUUUAUGCACCUGAUAACAACACGUCGGCCCCCGAAGCAGAAGUUGCUCUUGCCACUGAGCUCACGAGUCUUGUGAGAGGCAAAAAAACUGUUCGUGAAAUUCAAGUGUGGAUUGAUGAGCAGAUUUUACCGACACAAGGGCAGCAAGCCUCAAUUCAAAUUGUGGCGCAAACGCUGCUAUACAUUGGGUCAAAAAGUUUUACCCACACUAUCACAGUGCUCGAGAAGUAUUGCCAAAUCUUUAGAAAGAUAGCACCCGACAUGGGUACCCAGAUUGCAAUGAUCGACACCGUCUCGCAGCUAUGGCGGAACUCAGCCCAGAUGACCGCCAUUGUCAUUGACCGCAUGAUGGGAUAUCGCAUGGUCUCGAACUUAGCCAUUGUGGCCUGGGUAUUUAGCCCUCAAAAUGUGCAGCAGUUUCAUACUUCUGAUCAGGUUUGGGAGAUUCUUCGGAAUGCCAUUAAUAAGACCAACAAUCGUACAGUCGAUUUGCGGAAGGAGAUUUCUGCCGCUGAGAAGGUGCUGAAGCUUGCAGCUGCAGGAACAGUCAAAGCUCAUUCGAAGUGGGAGGCGGCUGUGGCAGCAUUGAAUGCAGCUGAAGCCAAAAGUGAAGACUCCCGUAAUUCAUUGAGUGCCAAGGUGGACUGGGCCAAAACUGUAGCAGAUAAAGCUCAAGACGAAGAAACGUCUGCACAGGAUUCUUUAGAAUCGAAAGGAGCCCUCCUAGAUCGGGCUUUGCGGGAGCAGGAGGCCUUGUUUUUGGCCGUUUAUCAAAGCUUUGCAGAUCUACUAACCGAUCGCCUCUCAAAACCCCUGCCCGAGCCUCAGGAGGUGUCCAAUUCUUUGGAAGAUGCUGAGGGAGAGGGCGCGGACGUCGAAGCACCGGUUGCUAUGGAAGCCGAUGAAGAAAAUGACGAAGAUGGCACCAAGCAAAGAAAUCAAAAACGCACAACUAGUGCUGAUCCACAGGAAGAAGAGCAAUGGCGCAAGUGUACUUUAGGCUACCUUCGUGCCAUUUCAAGACAGUAUUGUGACGAGGUAUGGUUGCUGAUGGAAAAACUCGAUUCCACUGUCUUCACUGAUAAGGUUCACCCUCUGGUAACGUCGACAACUUACGCCGGUCUUCGACGCUCGUUGUAGUUGUUUGUACGUAUCCCCUCCAGCCCAUUUUAUGUAUUGUCGAGGUGCCGACAUGGAGAGGAUUUGGGAGGAAUUGCCAAGAACAACCACGGAUUACAAUUGCACAAGCGACGUUCUUCCUAUUCUUGUAAGUCAGUGAUGUGCGAGCUGCAGACGAGCGGGUCAUUCCAUUCAGGUCCACAAAAUUUUCGGAGUUUGAUGCAUGUUUGUCGUAGCUUGCAGUAACAUGAUUUCAUGGUGCAAAGUUCAUACUCUCACCUGCCGUCCCUUAUUCGCAUUGGAAGUGGAGGCUCACCUCCAGGAGUUUAUUCGCACCCAGAAGUCUGGUGUAGCAGCGAUCAAUGUGUGACUCGAAUUUUUAUCAUCUUACGCAUCUUAUGCCUCAGCACCUUAGAGAGCUCGAGGAAAUUGUAGCAAACCAACAAUUUUGUAAAAUUCCAUGUGCCUGUAAAGGUUGAUUUUUUUGUACCA
Molecule: messenger RNA, 3242 nt
Organism: Physcomitrium patens
Lineage: Eukaryota; Viridiplantae; Streptophyta; Bryopsida; Funariales; Funariaceae
Product: nuclear cap-binding protein subunit 1
Biological process (GO): nuclear-transcribed mRNA catabolic process, nonsense-mediated decay; mRNA export from nucleus
Cellular component (GO): nuclear cap binding complex; nucleus
Molecular function (GO): mRNA binding; RNA cap binding; protein binding
Source: RefSeq, a predicted model, not a curated record